UUAUAGCCGGCGGGGGGUGGGGAGGUGGGGGGGGCAGGUCCGAGCCAUGGCGGAGAUCCGGGUGUUCCCCCUCUCCUGCGCCGUGCAGAACUAUUCCUGGGGGAAGGUGGGCCUGGAGAGCGAGGUGGCCAAGCUGGUGGCCAGUGGUGACCCCCUGGUCCAGAUCCAGCCUGACCAGCCCUACGCCGAGCUGUGGAUGGGCACACACCCCCGGGGCGACGCCCUCAUCCGGGAUAACCGCAUCCCCCAAAAGACCCUGGGCCAGUGGAUCGCCGACAACCCCGCCUGCCUGGGGGCCAAGGUGAAGGACGCCUUCCAGGGACACCUGCCCUUCCUGUUCAAGGUGCUCUCGGUCAACACCGCCCUGUCCGUCCAGGCGCACCCCAACAAGGAGCUGGCGGAGAAGCUCCACGCCCAGUUCCCUGAGCACUAUCCCGAUGCCAACCACAAGCCCGAGAUGGCCAUCGCCCUCACCCCCUUCGAGGGCAUGUGUGGCUUCCGGCCCGUGGAGGAGAUUGUCUCCUUCCUCCAGAAUGUCCCCGAGCUUCGGGCGCUGAUCGGGGAGGUGGCAGCAGAGCAGCUGGAGCGCAGCGGCAGCGACGACCCCCGCGGGGUCUCGGCCGCGCUCCGCGUCUGCUUCACCCGCCUCAUGAAGAGCGAGAAGAAGUUCUUUGUGGACCAGCUGAACAUGCUGGUGAAGAGGAUCUCCCAGGAAGCGGUGGAAGGGAAGGACACGUCGGGGAGCAACGGGGAGCUGCUGCUGCGCCUGCACUCCCAGUACCCAGGGGACAUCGGCUGCUUCACCAUUUAUUUCCUGAACCUGGUGAGGCUGGAGCCAGGCGAGGCCAUGUUCCUGGGAGCCAACGAGCCCCACGCCUACCUGCACGGAGACUGCGUGGAGAUCAUGGCAUGCUCGGACAACACGGUGCGUGCCGGGCUCACCCCCAAGUUCAUCGACGUGCUCACCUUGUGUGAGAUGCUCAACUACACACCAGCACCCAGCAGCUCCAAGAUCCUCCCGGCAGCACAGAGCCAGCUCGACCCCCACGUCUACCUCUACGACCCACCCGUGCCAGACUUCACCAUCAUGAGGAUAGAGAUCCCUGCCUCCAUCAAGCUGUACCUCAUCUCUGCCAUGGACUCUGCCAGCAUCUUGCUGGUGAUCCAAGGGACAGCCGUGGGCACCUCCACGGCCGCGGCCUCCGAGAUGUCCCUGCGCCGAGGCUCCGUGCUCUUCGUCUCGGCCAACGAGAGCAUCUCCCUGCACCUGUCCUCACCCGAGGGGAUGCUGCUCUUCCGAGCCUGCUGCCUCCUCUGAGCAGGCCUGGGACACCUCCUCCACAACACUCCAUGUUUGAGUAGAUAGAAACUGGUGUGGGCAAAGUCUUCUCGCUUGAAAGUUCUCCCUCCAGCUAUGAAAUCCCCAAACCAGCAAUGGUGUAUAGAAAGAGCAGGUCCAUGGAUCGACUCCUUGGAUGUGGUGCAGACCACAGGCUGCUCUCUGCUGCUCCUGGUGGGCUCUUCCCAAGCCUGGCUGAUGGCAGCCAGUGUCCCCCUUCCCUGGCUGUAAAAGGGGGCUGCCUGGGGGAUGAUGGAGCGGGAGAGCCUCUGCUGCUGUGAAUAAAGAGGUGACUUUGUCCCUGGUGAAGGGCAGUGUGGUGGAGGGCAGGGACAGAGAGGCUGGGAGCAGCUCCAGCAUCCCCCCAGCACUGGCUGUGACCCACCCCCUUGCUCCUCAGGCACAGGAAAGGAGUAAAAUGUGAUGAGGGAACCAAGGAGUCCCCCUCACAGCACCAGCACCCCUUCUGAGUAAGGAGAUCCAGUUUAUUGAGUGCUCCCUUUUACAAGUAAAAUACAAAACCAAACAAACAUGCCCCCCACCCCCCCAGUUCAUGUCUCUUGACAUGAAAUAUUUAAAUAAGGUUUCUGUGUAAGAAGCUGAUUGUCCUCUAUGUCACAGAGCAGGACCAUGGUUUAAGGCAGCGUUUAUGGUUUGCAGCAGGGAGGCUCUCCAGCCCCCCAGAUCCAAGCCCUGUGCAGAGCUGGGAUGGGGGGCCUGGGCUGUGCCUCGCCUGCAUCAAAGCAGCGUUGAGGAGAAUGGGAAUAAGCCAUUAGCUCCAACCCCAGAAACUCCCAAAUCCUUCCCUUUAUACCCCUGUGGAGGUGCCAGGCCCUGCCUGUCCUCCCUUCCCACCCCAGCCAAGUGCCAGGUCCCAUGCAGGCCACCAAAUUGUCACUGUGCCACCUCCCCCUGAUAUUGCUGAGUGUAAGGAGAAGUCUUUUGGAGUCACUUGGUCUCUGCCACGAGCAGCAUCGUUGAGUCCUUGUGUCACCGUCCUGGCGUGGGACCCGGACAUGCACCAGCCAUCCCACGGGACAAAGAAAGUGCUGGAUUUUCACCUGUUCUUGUGCAGCUACUGGAUCACACAGGAGAGGUUUUCUCCGAAACAACAGGGGCAAGAAGAGGAGGCAGCAGGUUUUGGGGGGAUGAGAUCCAGGUCUUCAUCAUCGGGGACCUCGUCGAGGUGGUACCCGUCCUGCAGCAGCUGCCGGCUCAGGUCCUGGGUCACCUGCUGCCAGGGACAGAGCAGAGCUCUGCGGGAUGGACACACACCCACACCCCCUGGGGUGGUGCUUCCAGCCCCCAGCCAGAGCCUCGAGGGGUCAGGGGGACGAGGGAGCCCCUGGGGCCCCCACAGUGUCAGAGUUAAAGCCCUGCACUUGCCUCAGCGGAGGAGUAUCCCGAGGAACACCUGGAUCCUGGCUCCCCGUCACUGAGGGGAAAAAGAAACAGAGCUGGCCAGGAAAUGGGGUUUUUAGGAUGCAGAUAAGGGGAAUUUGGGGGGAAAAUUAGCUGGCAGUGCAACCCAAAGGGGUAUCUGAAAUCUGGCCCAACAGGAGCGUUUUGCUGCCCUGAGGUGCCCAGUGCCAUCAGGAAUGCUCUACAAGUGACAAGGAAGAUCACAACCCCCAAAAAGCCAUCUGGGAGCACCCCCACCCUCAAAAUCGUGGGAUAUUUACCCAAAACCCUGGGCUAUUCACCUGUCUGAGUCAAGGGAGACCAGGUUUUCAUCAGCUGUCUGGCUGAGCGCUGUGUAGCCCUUGUUGAACUUCACAGACCUGCCAGAAAACACAGCACACACACACAGAUGUCUCAUGUGCAAACACAUCCCUGGAGCUGCCAGGCUGAGGAGCCAGGGCAGGAAUCCCACUCCUUCCCACCCAGCUAAACCCCAGGAUACCCAAAUAAAUGCAUACCACCAAAUUAACCCCAAAAUAAAGAGAAAAGCAGUAUAUUUUAUUAUACUGGGUGUUCCUGGCCCAACAGAGCCAGCAGAAUAAGGUCCCAAACUCUUAUUUUUAAUCUUCUGAGCGUCCCAGUCUCCCCGAGAAAAGUGACAAAGACAUGUUGAAAACAGGAGGAGGGGAUCAGACCUUUUAGGAGUUGGUUUCAGGGCAGUGGGUGCCCCCAGCAGCCCCUGCCUUCGCAGCGCUGCCUUUGCCAGCUCCCGCUGCCUCUCUGCAACCAAGCACAGGGACAGAGAGAAAAAUCCCCAAGUGCUCCCAAAGAUCUCCUUCCUUUGGGGAAGGGGUGGUGCAGUGAGUGUGGGGGCAGUGCAGUGCUUUCCCAAAGGCAUCUCUAUGGGCUUUCAAUGGGGUUUUAUAAAGGUUUCAUCCCACCAAGGAAUAAAGGGGUUUUGGUAACCCCAGCUCUGGGAGAGAGGUGGAAAUGACACCCAAAAUCCCAGCAGAGUCCACCUAGCCUCACUUACUCAACUUGGCCUGAAUGGAGGGAGGUUUGCUCAUGAUGUAUGGACCUCUCUUCUCCACCACAUCUGUCCCUUUGCUCAGCCUCUUCUUUUCAGCCCAAAUCAGCUGAAAAAAGAAUGGAGGAAGCAUUUAUCACCUCUGCAGGGGGAUGAAGAAAAGCAGAGUCACCUCAGAGCAUCCGAUCCUUCCCGGGAGCUGAAGGUCAGCAGGGAAAUCUUUCCCCAGGGAAAUCUGUCCCCGGGAACAGCUCCUUCUCCCCAGCCCAGGAGGAGGGAGAGGAAAAGGAAUAAGCAGAUCUGUUAGCAGUUAUUGUCAAGGAGAACCAGUGCUCCCAAGGGCAAGGGGAGGCAGGGGAACCUCCACAAACACAAGAAGUAAUGAAGAAAAUAGAGGGAAAAUCAGAGAGAGUUGGCAUAGGAGAGAUGUGGAAUUAAAGGAACACGGCAGAGGACUGGGGAUGGUGAUUGGAGAGCACAGCCAGGAUUAGCCUCAGUGUCUUAAGCUGGAAUUAGCAGGACAGAGCUUUAUAGGGGGAAUAACCAGGCAGGCAGUGUCCCCCCAGAUCCCUGUGGUGUGCCAUACCCCUUCCCAGGCAGCAUAUGCUGUGCUGAUACACCUCUGUGUGUGUACAGAUAUAUUUAUAUUUAUAUUUAUACACUGUGUACAGUACUGUG
Passer domesticus (house sparrow) is the source of this 4445-nucleotide messenger RNA. It is a transcript of the gene MPI, whose product is annotated as mannose phosphate isomerase. The transcript has 9 exons. The record is from RefSeq and is a predicted model, not a curated record. The coding region runs from base 47 to 1318 and encodes 423 amino acids. Gene Ontology annotation, molecular function: zinc ion binding; mannose-6-phosphate isomerase activity. Gene Ontology annotation, cellular component: cytosol. NCBI's taxonomy places the organism in Eukaryota, Metazoa, Chordata, Aves, Passeriformes, Passeridae. Gene Ontology annotation, biological process: GDP-mannose biosynthetic process; carbohydrate metabolic process.